Alligator sinensis (Chinese alligator) is the source of this 1394-nucleotide messenger RNA. It is a transcript of the gene ARHGEF25, whose product is annotated as Rho guanine nucleotide exchange factor 25. The record is from RefSeq and is a predicted model, not a curated record. Gene Ontology annotation, cellular component: plasma membrane; cytoplasm. The transcript has 9 exons. Gene Ontology annotation, molecular function: guanyl-nucleotide exchange factor activity. Lineage: Eukaryota; Metazoa; Chordata; Crocodylia; Alligatoridae. Bases 39 to 1394 code for a protein of 451 amino acids. Gene Ontology annotation, biological process: axon guidance.
ACCCCGACCCCUGCCCUGAGCCUGGUGACCCCCUUGAGAUGCCCCCCCCCAGCGAGGGCCUGGGCAGCGAGGAGGAGCAGGCGGCUGCCUUCGAGAAGAGCAUGUUCGUGCUCACGGAGCUGAUCGAGACGGAGAAGAUGUACGUGGAGGAUCUGGGCCAGAUUGUGGAGGGCUACAUGGCGGCCAUGCGGGUGCGGGGGGUGCCCGAGGACCUGCGAGGCAAGGACCAGAUUGUCUUUGGCAAUAUCCACCAGAUCUACGACUGGCACAAGGACUAUUUCAUGGGGGAGCUGGAGAAGUGUCUGCAGGAUCCCGACCGCCUGGCUCAGCUCUUCAUCCAGCACGAGCGCCGUCUGCACAUGUACGUGGUUUACUGCCAGAACAAGCCCAAGUCUGAACACAUCGUCUCCGAGUUCAUCGACACCUACUUCGAGGUGCGGGGACCCCCAGACCCCCUGGACAUCCCAGAACCCCCCCUAUAUUCCCAGUACUCUCCAGGACUGCCCUAUACCCCUUGGUGUCCUGCUCACUCCUGGCCCCGCAGGAGCGCCGUCUGCACAUCCCCAGCACCCGCUGCCCCUGCGGAGCUUGGCCACCCUGAGGCCCCAGCUGGGGCAGGAUCUGGGGGCAACCAGCCUGCCCCCCCACCCCUCUGCCCCCCCUUGCAGAGGGCGGUGGAGGUGACGUGCUUCGUGCCCAAGCGCUGCAAUGACAUGAUGAACGUCGGGCGCCUGCAGGGGUUCAGGGGAAAGCUGACGGCGCAGGGGAAGCUGCUGCAGCAGGACACGUUCUGGGUGACUGAGGGCGACGGGGGGCUCCUGCCCCGUGGGCGCCGGCGCCGCGUCUUCCUCUUCGAGCAGGUCGUGAUCCUGAGCGAGGCUGUGGACCGGCGCCGCGGCUUCACCCCCCCGGCCUACGUGCACAAGAGCAGCAUCAAGAUGAGCUGCCUGGGUCUGGAGGCACCGGUGGACGGCGACGGGACGCGGCUGGCGCUGAGCUCGCGGGCGGCCGACGGGUCCCGCACCCACUACGUGCUGCAGGCGGCCACCCCCGAGGUUGCCAGUGCCUGGGCCCGCGACAUCGCCCGUCUGCUGGACACACAGCGAGACUUCCUCAAUGCGCUGCAGUCACCCAUUGAGUACCAGCGCCGGGAGAGCCAGUCUCACAGCCUGGGCCGGGCAGGCACCCCCCGGGCCCCUCCCCGGCCCCGCUCCUCAGCCUCCAUGGACCGGGCCCUGACCCUCGGCCUGGGCGAGCCCCGCGCCUCCCUGCCCGCCCUACACUUGCCCGGGGGCCAGCCCCGCCUCGGCCCGGCCCCCACAUCUCUAAAAUGGGGGGCGUGGCUGUGGAAGGAGGUGGGGGGAGCAGGGGCCUGGGGGGCAUUGGAUGCCUAA